CCAUGAUGGUGAUUACAAUGAUGACUACCACUACCAUGAUAUCGACCACCACUAUCAUGAUAACGAAUAUGCUUGCGACUAUAACCAUGGCUACAAUAAUGACCAAAGCUAUGAUAAUGAUGAUAGUAGCAGUACUAUUA
This is a messenger RNA of Racocetra persica, 140 nucleotides long. The record is from the annotation of a GenBank genome assembly. Lineage: Eukaryota; Fungi; Glomeromycota; Glomeromycetes; Diversisporales; Gigasporaceae.